This is a messenger RNA of Lachancea nothofagi CBS 11611, 972 nucleotides long. The record is from the annotation of a GenBank genome assembly. NCBI's taxonomy places the organism in Eukaryota, Fungi, Ascomycota, Saccharomycetes, Saccharomycetales, Saccharomycetaceae.
AUGUCCGGUACAUUUCAGACGCAAGUUAUGCUGUCUCGGCCAUAUCUGACGAGAAGCCAGAUCAAGAGAGCCCAACAGAACACUAUACCGGACCGUCGAGUGUAUAACCAAAAGAGACUCUCGGCGUUCAAGCUCUUAUGCGAUAUGUGCGUACAGUUGAAGUUUCCACGCAAGACGCUAGAAACCGCGAUGUAUUUUUAUCAGCGGUAUUAUUUGUUCAACAAAUUCGAGACAGAGCUGUGUUAUGAUGUUGCAACUAGCUGUCUGUUUUUGAGUUGCAAGCAAGUUGAAACGAUUAAGAAAAUAGCAGAUAUUGUGGUAGCUUCUCUAAGACUCCGCAACGUGCUGAAAGUGUCUCCUGAAAUGCAAGACAAUUGUAAGAAACGCAUAGUUCAAUUAGAACUUCGAAUCCUGGAAACUUGCUCGUUUGACUAUAGGGUCAACAAUUCCAUUCACAUUGACGGAAUAUUGGUGAAGAUCGCCAAAGACCUGUCACUGAGCCGCGAAGUUACCCAUUUAGCCUGGAUAAUCGCAUUUGACGCACUAAAGCUAGAAAUUCUGCUAAUGGUUCCUCAGCAUACAAUCGCGCUAGCGGUUCUCAAAAUUUCCUGUGAGCUCAUAGAAGGGGCAAGCUGGCCAAAUAUAAGGUACUCGCUUUUUGAGAGCGACGAGCCUUCUGUGAGCGAAGCCUACUUCGACAUACUGAACUUUUUUAUCAACGUUUUCGACCUUUCAGACUUGAGAGGCAACUUAACCGAAAAUCUACAAAAUAUUGGCAUAGAGACGUUUAUCGAGCUCAAAAAACACGCAGGACUGGAGAAAGGUUUGAAAGAACCGGACAAUAUAUCGUCAGAUGCUCUGCUCACUAACGAAAGAGACUUCACGAUACGAGAAAGAAGGUACGUGUUAUCAAGGAAACGGAUUAAUGACGAGAGGUCCAACAAGCAUAUCCAAAAGAAAGAGAAAACAUAA